AAGGAAGCGAUUUUGUUUUGCAUUUAUAUGCCUCAUUCUCAUUUCCACCACUCUGUGAUCAUAGGUCAAUUCAAAAAAAGGAAAAUGAAAAUCUGACAGUAGGAGGAAUAGAAUUAGAAUUGGUAUUCAAUAGUGCUAAACCGGGAACCUACCAAGAAGAUGCAGGCAGAGAUAUUAAUAUGUCUCACAAAUCUAGAAAUAACAGAUGUAAAACUCAAGGUAAAUUUACCACGAAUCCUACACAGUAUAUGCAAUUUAAGAAUCUGAUUAAAUAUAUGCCCAUCAUAGAAGGUGAAAAUAUAGUUAUAAUUAAUAGGAAUACACAAGAUACAAAGGUAGUAUUUGACUAUGAAGAG
This is a messenger RNA of Entrophospora candida, 356 nucleotides long. NCBI's taxonomy places the organism in Eukaryota, Fungi, Glomeromycota, Glomeromycetes, Entrophosporales, Entrophosporaceae. The record is from the annotation of a GenBank genome assembly.